AGUAAACGACAAAUGAAAGUUAUCUCAAAAAACAAAAAACAAAAAAGGGUAGACUCGCUUAUAAUCUACUUGCAUUACAACAACAACAACAGUAACACAUCACACCACACCACACACUGCUCUCUCAUCUGCCAACAUGGCCCAGCGUCAACUCUCUCCUUCUCUUUUCUCUUCCACUUUACCUUUCCACUCUCUCAUCUUUAAUCUUCUUUAUACAUCAACAACAUCCCCCUAGACCCCUCCCUCCCUCCCUCCCUUCUCACACACUUCUCCUAUCCUAUGGGUUCAAGCAACUCUUCUUCUGAAGACUCAUCUCUCAAUGGCUUGAAAUUCGGCCAAACUAUCUAUUUCGAAGAUGUUGCAGCUAUUCCUCCCCCUCCUCCCUCCAUUGCUACUUCUUCAAAGAAAGGAGGAAGAUGUGCUUCUCUUCAACAAUCUCAACCACCUAGGUGUCAAGUUGAAGGAUGUCAAGUAGAUCUGACUGAUGCUAAACCUUAUUAUUCUAGACACAAAGUAUGUGCCAUGCACUCUAAAUCCCCUACUGUCACUGUUGCUGCUCUUCAACAAAGGUUUUGUCAACAGUGUAGCAGAUUUCAUCAGCUUGUUGAGUUUGAUCAAGGAAAAAGGAGUUGCCGCAGGCGACUAGCUGGUCAUAAUGAGCGUCGCAGAAAGCCUCCACCAAGCUCUCUCUUAACCUCGCGUUUCGCCAGACUUUCUUCGUCUGUUUUUGGUAACAGUGGUAGAGGUAGUAGCUUCUUGAUGGAAUUUAAUUCACACGCGAAACUUAGUAUGAGAAAUCCACUUCCAUCACCUAGAUCGUCUGAGCUAUUUCCCGGAAAUCAAACCACGACACUUGGAUGGCAUUGGCCGGGCAACUCAGAGUCUCCAUCUGACAACCUUUUCUUGCAAGGAUCAGUCGGCGGGACAAGCUUCCCUGGUACUCGGCAUCCUCCCGAGGAAAGUUACACUGGAGUCACAGAUUCAAGCUGUGCUCGCUCUCUUCUGUCAAAUCAAACAUGGGGUUCUAGAAACACAGAACCAAGUCUCAGAUUGAAUAACAUGCUGAAUUUCAAUGAGACACCCAUGACACAACUUGCUACAUCUUCUCACAGUGUAGCCAUCCAUCAACUUCCGAACAAUUCGUUCUGUUACAAGGACAUUGAUCCUGGAAACAUUUCGCACGAGGUUGUUCCUGAUCUUGGUCUCGGUCAUAUGUCGCAGCCUCUCGAUAGCCAACUUUCUGGUGAGCUUGAUCUGUCUCAGCAGGGAAGGAGGCAUUAUAUGGAUCCAGAACAUUCUAGGGCUUAUGAAUCUUCUCAGUGGUCACUUUAAUGCACUUAAUUGAUGUCAGGUUUGUAAUAACAUGUUUCACAAAUAUUGGAACUCAGGAAAAUGAGAAGUGAACUUGGACAUGCUUGUUAUUUGCCAAGUGAUAGGCAAGUUGGUUAGCCUUGCUUCAAUUGUGGAACUUUGAGUCACUUUUUGAGCAAUUGCUGAGUGGAGGACAACCACUUUGCAGUUUGUUAUUUCUCCUUAGUUAUUUGAGAUUAUCAUGACUUUGAAUUUCAGGAAGUUGUUUGGCGUGGAUAUGGCCACGCAUACGUGUAGUCAUUGUGAUUGUGGGCAUUGCAACUGAAUGUCGCAAUAGCAAUUGCUGUGGGAAUUUAUUUUCUGUUUGCAUUGAAUGUAACGAGUUAUCUUAAAAUCUAUUCUUUUGCUUCCCCUCUAUGAUCAAUUUCUAUGCACCGUCAUGUGUAUAUAAAGAUGAGAAAUGAUUAUAAUUA
Messenger RNA from Cicer arietinum (chickpea), 1784 nucleotides. Its product is annotated as squamosa promoter-binding-like protein 9. Gene Ontology annotation, molecular function: DNA binding. The record is from RefSeq and is a predicted model, not a curated record. NCBI's taxonomy places the organism in Eukaryota, Viridiplantae, Streptophyta, Magnoliopsida, Fabales, Fabaceae. Gene Ontology annotation, cellular component: nucleus.